Chrysemys picta bellii (western painted turtle) is the source of this 1853-nucleotide messenger RNA. Its product is annotated as keratin, type II cytoskeletal 5-like. Gene Ontology annotation, biological process: intermediate filament organization; keratinization. NCBI's taxonomy places the organism in Eukaryota, Metazoa, Chordata, Testudines, Emydidae. The record is from RefSeq and is a predicted model, not a curated record. Gene Ontology annotation, molecular function: structural constituent of skin epidermis. Gene Ontology annotation, cellular component: keratin filament.
AUGAGCUGGCAAUCCGGCAGCAUCCGAAGUGGAGGUGGGAGCAAGGGCUUCAGUACAGUCUCUGCUGUGGUUCCAAGUAGCCACAGAGCCAGCUUCAGUUCGGUUUCCGUGUCAAGAGGCAGCGGAGGUUUCGGAAGGCUCAGCGGCGGAGGCAGUUUUGGCAGCCGGAGCCUCUAUAACCUAGGGGGCACUAAGAAAAUUUCCAUCGGUGGUGGGAGCAACCUCCGGAGUGGAUUUGUGGGUGGAGCUGCUGGCGGUGGUGGGCUCAGUAUUGGUGGUGGAGCCGCUGGGAGUGGAUUUGGCUUUGGUGGCAGUGGGCUUGGUUUUGGUGGCGGGGGAGGCUUUGGUGGAGGUAGAAGUCCAGCAGGAUUUGGGGGUGGCACUUUACCUGGCAUGGGUACCAUCCAAGAAGUGACGGUCAACCAAAGUCUCCUGGCGCCACUGAACCUGGAGAUUGACCCAAACAUCCAACAGGUGCGAAAAGAGGAGAAGGAGCAGAUUAAGAGUCUCAACAACAAAUUUGCUUCUUUCAUUGACAAGGUCCGCUUCCUGGAGCAGCAGAACAAGGUGCUUGAGACCAAGUGGACCCUGUUGCAGGAUCAGGGUCAGAAAUCCAAUUCCAACAAGAAUAACCUUGAACCCCUCUUUGAGUCUUAUAUCAACAACCUGAGGAAGCAGCUGAACCACCUGUUAAAUGAAAGAGGGCGGAUGGAGGGAGAACUGAAGAACACGCAGGACCUUGUAGAGGAUUUUAAGAACAAAUACGAAGACGAAAUCAACAGGCGCACAGCCGCGGAGAAUGAGUUUGUGGUGCUCAAGAAGGACGUGGAUGCCGCCUAUAUGAACAAGAUAGACCUGGAGGCCAAGGUGGAUGCCUUGAUGGAUGAGAUCAACUUCCUCAGAACCCUCUAUGACGCGGAACUGGCCCAGCUCAAUGUCCAGGUGUCUGACACCUCUGUCAUCCUGUCAAUGGACAACAACCGAGACCUGGACCUUAGCAGCAUCGUGAACGAAGUCAAAGCGCAGUACGAGGACAUUGCUAACAGGAGCCGAGCCGAGGCUGAGUCAUGGUAUCAGAACAAGUUCGAGGAGCUGCGAGCCACUGCUGGGAAACACGGCGAUGACCUGCGGAACACAAAGGGAGAAAUCUCAGAGCUCAACCGGCUGACCCAGAGGUUACGGGCUGAGAUUGAGAAUGCAAGGAACCAGUGCGCCAGUCUGCAGACGGCGAUCGCCGACUCCGAGGACCGUGGCGAGCUGGCUCUCAAAGACGCCAGGAUGAAGGUGGCUGAUCUGGAGGAUGCUCUCCAGAAGGCCAAGCAGGACAUGACGCGCCAGCUGCGGGAGUACCAGGAGCUGAUGAACGUCAAGCUGGCCCUGGAUAUCGAGAUCGCCACCUACAGGAAGCUGCUGGAGGGAGAGGAGAGCAGGCUGAGCGGAGAGGGCGUCAUCCCCGUCAGCUACUCGGUGGUCAGCUCUAGCGCUGGAGUUGGUGGCGGAGCUGGUUUAGGAGGAGGAUUUGGCGGUUUUAGCGCAGCAGGAGGCGGAGGAGGAUUCGGCUAUGGAGGUGGAAGUGGUCUCGGUCUCGGAGGCGGAGGGUUCGGCUUUGGAAGCGGCGGCGGCGGCUUCGGAGGGGGCAGCAGCUUUGGCUAUGGAGGUGGCAGCGGGCUGAGCGCCGGAGGAGGAAAUUUCAGCACCGGAAGCGGGAAAGGCACUGGGGUGGGAACCAGCGUGGGCGUGAAAAUUGUCUCCAAAACCUCUUCCAGCAAAAAGACCAUUAAAAGUUAAGCUUGAGGAAUUCCCCACAGCUCAAGUCAUAGAUAGACCACUCCCCCCAUCCACGUAUAAUUGCC